Staurois parvus is the source of this 270-nucleotide messenger RNA. The record is from the annotation of a GenBank genome assembly. NCBI's taxonomy places the organism in Eukaryota, Metazoa, Chordata, Amphibia, Anura, Ranidae.
AGUGUGGCCCCAGAAGUACCACCUGUCAGUGCUCAUCAGUGCCACGUGCCAGUGCCCAUCAGUGCCACCCAUCAGUGCCAGACAGUGCCACCUAUCAAUGCCUAUCAGUGCCACCUAUCAGUGCUGCCAAUCAGUGCCACCUAUCAGUGCCAGUCAGUGUCGCCUAUCAGUGCGCAUCAGUGCCAGUCAGUGCUGCCUAUCAGUGCCAUGUAUCAGUGCUGCCUAUCAGUGCCAUGUAUCAGUGCAGCCUUUCAGUGCCCAUCAGUGAUG